AUGGGUGUGGAGGUCCCCGUGCAGGCCUAUAACUCCAAAUCAGAGUGCUCCAGAGUCAUAAGUUGGUUGAAGGAAGAAUCAGACAUGAAGCUUUCGCAGAGCAGGUCACAGAACUAUCAAUCACACCCACUAUCAUCUAACGAAGAUCCGGCGAUUAAAACAAACAGGCGAGAGUCUUGUGAUGUAGAUAGGGACGACAACAACAACAAUCAUGUUGGUGAUGAUGAAAAGCUGAGGAUCGCUUUCUUCAGAGAUGACAACGAUGUGGGAGAAAUUCUUGAACCGACUCCGCGACAGCUGCAAUAUGCUCAGACCCUCUCGCUGCAAACUGGGAUUCCCCUUCCACGGGAGGCGAUGGUGCAAAGGGAUACUAUGUCUCGAUGGAUCGACAAUGCCGUUGCGUCUGUUUACUUCGCCCAGAAGCACCAGGAAGGAAUUCCUGCUGCUGUCUUGCAGACAGACGAAGCUUGCCAAGCGUUUCUUCAGCAAUUCGAGAAGAAAUCCCCUUCGUCGGCAGAAAUCGAUCGGAAGCCGAUGGAGUCUGACUGGGGGACAGCGGGGACAGCACAAGGAGGGAACGAAGUCUCUGCAGUAGAAGAAACCAUACACAUGGAGGACGAGGUGCUAGAGGUCAUUUAUUCGAUCUCGCAGACGAAAGGAGAGCAAAAUGGCGUGACUGUUGAUGACAUCAUCCGACAACUGCACGAGACCUACGAGGUGGAGGUGAAGCCAAGACAGGUACACGAGUGGCUCGACGGGCUGCUGGGGAAAGGAUUGGUUUCGUGCACGGACGAGGAGUACUUCCUUGUGUCGUAG
This is a messenger RNA of Guillardia theta CCMP2712, 816 nucleotides long. RefSeq lists its product as hypothetical. NCBI's taxonomy places the organism in Eukaryota, Cryptophyceae, Pyrenomonadales, Geminigeraceae. Bases 1 to 816 code for a protein of 271 amino acids. The record is from RefSeq and is a predicted model, not a curated record. The transcript has 13 exons.